CGUCGCCUUGGUUACCCGUACAAGUCAGGAAGUAACGCCAAAUAUCGCUACCAGUUAAACUAUCAAGCUGUUAUUAUCAUAUUGGGUAAUUUCUGUGCCUUCUGCUCCCACUGUUCUUUCGUCGAAUCUGAGAUUUGUUUGUGUACCGAAGAAAGAAGAUGAGCAAGAUAAGUGAUGGCAGACAGCCUGUGUCUUGUAUAGUCAAACCUCCGGUAUAUUUUCAAAUAGGAGCAUCCAAAGCUGGUGUUUGUGUGGUUGAUGUCAGCCUGCCCUUUGAAAAACCAGUCAAUAUUGAGGAAAUCACCUUUAAAAACUACUACACUGCUUACAUUACUGUGCGUUUGUUGAGGAGGGCCGCAGGGCAGAAUGGCCCAACUAAAUGGUGCACCGCUUUACGAGACCUGCUCCUGAUGGACAACCCCCACACCGAGACGGGGUCCCAAGACUACUUCUCCAUCCACAGGAAGCAGAUGCUGGUGGAGGCAGAUCAUGUUGUGUCGGUGAGGCUGAUCCUAAGACAGCCGUCCUCCGGCUGGCUCAACUUCAGCCUGGAAGAGAUCAAAAUAUUCCCGCAAGUGGAGCCGGAGCCAGAGAAGGAGGUCUCUGAUUUGCUGUCUGAUCUUACUCUUGUUGAUCAACACCCUGAUGUAGAGGGCCUCCUAGACCCUCAGACUGUUUCCUCCAGCAUCCAGCAGAUGUGGGCUUUGACUGAAGUGAUGCAGACCAACCAAACCACAGCCACCAUUGGGCGUUUUGAUGUUGAUGGAUGCUAUGACAUAGACUUACUGUCCCUGGAUUAAUGUGAGACGGAAGAUCAGAGUAACAGCAUGAAGAUGGAGAACAUCAGGAAAAAAAAUUGUUGAGCUCACAUUCACAUUACAUGAUGAUAAAAGUAUGCAUAUAAGUGUUCCAGGUUAGUGCAUCAAACUUUAACCAACCAGUAUCACCCCCACUCCUCAGACUGCAGUUUCAAUCUGAUUAAAACUGAACUCAGACUAAAGUUUAAAUCUGAUUCGGAUUUUAUUCAUAUAUUUA
Molecule: messenger RNA, 1035 nt
Organism: Cyprinodon tularosa
Lineage: Eukaryota; Metazoa; Chordata; Actinopteri; Cyprinodontiformes; Cyprinodontidae
Gene: nicn1
Product: nicolin 1
Exons: 8
Coding region: 159-800 (213 amino acids)
Cellular component (GO): nucleoplasm
Source: RefSeq, a predicted model, not a curated record